AUGGACUACCCCCAUUGUGAUCCUUUCAACUGCAGUGAUAUUUCAGACUGCUUGGAAAACUUAAACUGCAGCAAUAACAUAUCUGAUUAUGACGAUGACUAUUGCGAGCCCAGUGAAAAUGAGAAGUAUCUCAUCCCAAUGUUCCAGACAUGUGCUUUUUGUCUGAUUUUCUUUGUGGGAGUUUUGGGAAACUGUCUGGUGAUUGCCACCUUUGCUCUCUACCGACGCCUCCGGCUUCGUUCCAUGACUGAUGUGUUUCUCUUCCACCUAGCGAUGGCUGAUCUCCUCCUGCUCAUCACUCUCCCCUUGCAGGCAUCCUACACUCAUCGGGGUUGGAUUUUCCCUGAUGCCCUCUGCAACGUGAUGCGUGCAUGCUAUGCCAUCAAUACAUACAGCGGACUGCUGCUGCUCGGCUGCAUCAGUGUUGACCGCUACAUGGUUGUGGCAAGAGCCCAACAGAUGCUACGACUGCGCAGCCAGAUACUAAUGGCAGGGAAAGUUGCUGCUGUAGUUGUCUGGAUCAUUGCCAUUCUCUUGAGCUUGCCUGAAAUCCUCUACUCUGGGGUUUUUAAGUCUGGUGAGAGGGCAGACUGUGUCAUGAAAAAGAGUGGGCAUGUCAAGAUGGCCACCAAUGGAGCCAUCAUUGCUGUUUUCUGUGUGUCUCUUAUCACCAUGGUGAUAUGCUACACUUCCAUAGGUGUGGUUCUGUGGGAAGGCCACGUGCAUCGCCGUGGGAAGCAGUGGCACCGGCAGCGCACAAUAAAGCUCAUGGUUGCCCUAGUGCUGGUUUUCCUGAUCUUCCAGCUUCCAUACACGGUGGUUUUGUCUCGGAAAAUAGCGGGGCAGUUCUGCGCUCUAAUGGGAGAGUACAUCACCUGCACUCUGGCAUACACUCGCUGUUGCCUCAACCCCAUCCUGUAUGCACUGGUUGGCGUGCGUUUUCGCAAAGACGUACUGCAGCUCCUGCAUGACUGUGGCUGUCCAUGUGGAUUGCAGCGGAAGUUGCACAGUAUCCACUCCACAUCCAUCUCUGCCUCUUCUCGUGCUCUCACUGUGCUCUCAGCUGUCUCCCCAACAUCACCUGAUCACAAUUACUCCAGUAGUGAUGGAUUAACCUCUCUCAAGUUUCAGUUUCCAACAAGCGAAUAAUCUUGAAAGUAGAACAUAAGUGUCUUUGCUAUAAAUAUGUUAUUUGGUAUAAUGAAUGGACAUUAGAAAUCAGUUUAGACGUCAAUAGAUCCCGUCCUCAAUGCCUGUACUGGUUUCCUGCAGCAUCUGCAGCUGAUUGAGAAAGCUGGCACUUCACAACAAAGCAGAUCUUAUCAGUCGCUUUUAGAUCUUUAAACUCCAGUCUCAUGUGUCAAGGAGCUUCUGAUAAAAACUACUGUUCUUUAAAAUGCUGAAUAUUACUGAAGUAAUAAAUUGUACAGAUUUUUCCACUCAGCAUGAACAGAUGUUAAUUGCUGUUGGUCAAAGCUAAAGAAAGUAGGAGCAGCAUUCAAUUUUUAUACACACAUUUUAUACAGCUUACAUAUUAAUACCCAACUAUUAGAAAAUAACUUUUUAUUUUAUUGUAAAUACUUUAUUGUGAUUUGUUAAACAUGUAAACAUUUUAAUAUUUUUUUUGUUUUGCUUUCAAUUUUUGUAACUUAUUACAUUACAGAUCAUUUAUUUUUACUGUACAAAGCUUGUUCUGUUUUCUAUGAAGAACCAUUAAAUGCCUUAUUGUUGAAAUUCAAAUAAACCAGUGAU
Messenger RNA from Gambusia affinis (western mosquitofish), 1752 nucleotides. It is a transcript of the gene ccr10, whose product is annotated as chemokine (C-C motif) receptor 10. Gene Ontology annotation, molecular function: G protein-coupled receptor activity. Lineage: Eukaryota; Metazoa; Chordata; Actinopteri; Cyprinodontiformes; Poeciliidae. The record is from RefSeq and is a predicted model, not a curated record. Gene Ontology annotation, cellular component: membrane. The transcript has a single exon. The coding region runs from base 1 to 1149 and encodes 382 amino acids. Gene Ontology annotation, biological process: immune response; G protein-coupled receptor signaling pathway.